Messenger RNA from Penicillium longicatenatum, 837 nucleotides. RefSeq lists its product as uncharacterized. The transcript has a single exon. Bases 1 to 837 code for a protein of 278 amino acids. The record is from RefSeq and is a predicted model, not a curated record. NCBI's taxonomy places the organism in Eukaryota, Fungi, Ascomycota, Eurotiomycetes, Eurotiales, Aspergillaceae.
AUGGACAAUAGCUCUCGUCUACCUGAAGAGCUCCCGCAACCCACCUAUGACCCGCUACUUCCGUCGACUGGUUAUGAGCAAUUUUAUACGUGGGCCAUGGACAAUAAUAGCUCUCGACUACCUGAAGAUCUCCCGCAAACCACCUAUGACCCGCUACUUCCGUCGACUGGUUAUGAGCAAUCUUAUACGUGGGCCAUGGACAAUAGCUCUCGACUACCUGAAGAGCUCCCGCAACCCACCUAUGACCCGCUACUUCCGUCGACUGGUUAUGAGCAAUUUUAUACGUGGGCCAUGGACAAUAAUAGCUCUCGACUACCUGAAGAUCUCCCGCAAACCACCUAUGACCCGCUACUUCCGUCGACUGGUUAUGAGCAAUCUUAUACGUGGGCCAUGGACAAUAGCUCUCGACUACCUGAAGAUCUCCCGCAACCCACCUAUGACCCGCUACUUCCGUCGACUGGUUAUGAGCAAUUUUAUACGUGGGCCAUGGACAAUAGUAGCUCUCGACUACCUGAAGAUCUCCCGCAAACCACCUAUGACCCGCCACUCCCGUCGACUGACCGGAGGCAUUUGUUUACGUGGACUAUGGACAGCAAUUCUAGUAUGCAUGAGGGCCUUCCGCAAACCACCCAUGACCUGUUACCACUACCUUCUGAUUUCGGCCAGGAUUCGGAUGAUAUUUUAAAGAAUUUCGAUCCAGUCAGGGCUGUGUUUCAGUUUCUAUCGUCAAUAGAAGCCAGUCGCUCCCGGGAAAUGGAGAGCAAUCAAACUUCAGAAUUUUCAAGCGGAUUUCAGAAUGCUUUUUGUUCCCCCAGCAGGACUGUUUCAGCCAUUUGA